Paramecium octaurelia is the source of this 605-nucleotide messenger RNA. The record is from the annotation of a GenBank genome assembly. NCBI's taxonomy places the organism in Eukaryota, Ciliophora, Oligohymenophorea, Peniculida, Parameciidae.
AUGUUUAAAACAAACUUCUAAGUAAUUUUUUUGGUUAUUCAAAUAGUAUAUCCAUUCAAUUUUGUAACUUUUUUAAGAUGAUGAAAACCCUGUGAAGAAAAGCUUUAGAUUUUUACAGAUUGGUAAUGAAAUAAGUAUUUUAAUAUUAUCUUCUACUUGGGAAAUCUUAUUUACUAAUAUCGUAAUUAUCAAUGCGUUCAUAAGCCUCCUUAUUAUUUUAGUCUUUAGAGUAAUUUCCAAAAUAACUUAAGCAAUUUAUAUGUUUGAAGGCAAAAUAGCCAUAAUGAUGAUUUUACUGUAUCUUUUCCUUCUUGUUAUGUACUUUUUCCUUAUGAUUUUGGCGUUUAACUCAAUGUAUAUUAUUUUCUUAUAAUAGUGAAAUGAAUUAGAAUUUCAUUGAUGUGUAAAUAGCCUUAAACCUUUUGAGCGCUUUAUUACUAGUUUAUUUCAUUUUUGAACCAAUCGCUAUAUAUCUAAGAAUAGUUUUAUACAGACCGCUUUUCGAAAGCAUUAGAAAAAAUGAAUUUAAUCCAAUCAACCAUUUUGUUUAUUUCUUUAUCUAUGAUAGCAAAAUAAAUCAAAUCUAUGAUUAGUUAAAUAUUUGA